GCGCUAACCCCUCCUCCACACUCCACCGCGCUCCACUCUGAACGUCAGCCGCCGGAGAGCGCGCAACAGCGGUUUAAACACGGGCAGAGAGGGAAGCUGUCUGUGUGCGAGACAGUGCGCAUUGUAGACAGCCACACGGUGGAGCAAAGCCCAACCAAACUUUUUUUUUUUUUUUUUUCUGCUGCUGGCAAAUCUCGAACACCCCACUCCCUCUGAACUGAGACACAAAGUUUUGACAACCCCAACAAACUAUUUACUAUCCCGCAUUUCUGCUUGGCGGUACUUUUUCUACAUUGACAUUUUCAAAGCAACACGUGUUGCUCGCUACAAGACAUACCUUGUCUUUCUUUUUUUUCCACACGACAACAAAGUGUAUAUAUAUAUAAAACAGAAAACAAAUGCCGCUCAGUGUACCACCGCAGUGACACCGGACUGCCAUGAUCGUGUCCAACGUGAGCCUGAGCGGCUGCGCGGGGGUCAACAGCGCUCUGUGUGCCGGCGCCGGGGAAGGGCACCUGGGGGGCGGAUCAUACCGAACGACCCUUUCCCCGACAGGGAACCUGGUCGUGGCCGUGUGCCUCGGCUUCAUCGGCACUUUCGGACUUAUGAACAACCUGACUGUGAUUGUGCUCUUCUGCCGCUACAAGAUGCUGCGGUCCCCCAUCAACCUGCUCCUGAUUAACAUUUCCAUCAGCGACCUGCUCGUGUGCGUACUGGGGACUCCGUUCAGCUUUGCGGCCAGCACACAGGGAAGGUGGCUCAUAGGAGAAAGAGGAUGCGUGUGGUACGGCUUCGCCAACUCCCUCUUUGGUAUUGUGUCCCUGAUCUCUCUGGCUGUCCUCUCCUACGAACGCUACAGCACCAUGAUGACCCCCACUGAGGCAGACUCCUCCAACUACUGCAAGAUCUCCCUGGGCAUCAUUCUGUCCUGGGUGUACUCGCUAAUCUGGACCAUGCCACCACUCUUUGGCUGGAGUCACUACGGUCCGGAGGGCCCUGGGACCACCUGCUCUGUUGACUGGAAGGCCAAAACAGCAAAUAACAUAUCUUACAUCAUCUGCCUGUUUGUCUUCUGCCUCAUUGUGCCCUUCCUGGUGAUCGUGUUCUGUUAUGGGAAGCUGCUGUAUGCCAUCAGACAGGUGAGCGGGAUCAAUGCAUCGAUGAGCAGGAGACGUGAGCAGCGUGUGUUAUUCAUGGUGGUGGUCAUGGUGAUCUGCUACCUGUUGUGCUGGUUGCCGUACGGCAUCAUGGCCCUGCUGGCUACCUUUGGGCCGCCAGGACUGGUGUCACCCGAGGCGAGCAUCAUCCCCUCAGUCCUGGCUAAGACGAGCACGGUUGUCAACCCAGUCAUCUAUGUCUUCAUGAAUAAACAGUUUUACAGAUGUUUCCAAGCCCUGCUGCGCUGUGACACUCCUCGACGGGGCUCCAGCAUGAAGAGCUCCUCCAAGGUUGCAACCAAGGCCAUGAGGGGCGCAGCAGUUACCGGUGUCCGCCGUAGCAAUGAUUUCCUAUUUAUGGUAGCCUCAUUGGGUGAACCAGCUGUCACAAUCCCCCAACUGGGACCCUCCCGUGAACCCACCAUGGAUAUCACCAAAGCCCCGUCUUCAGACAAUAAACCCGUUGUAAUGUCACUAGUGGCCCACUUCGACGACUGAUGACUGGCUUUAACUCUAAAAUCUCUAAGUCUCCAGCAAGGAAGUCAUUUAUAAUAAGAGUGGUGGUGUUACUAAGGCUUGGACAGCAGCAGCCAGCCUGUCCAGGUGGAUUUAACACAGCUCUUUCUCUAAAACACAUGAUGUGUUAUUAACAAAGGGAAAACGUGGACUGCCUCUGGACAAUCUGAAGAAUCAGGAGUAAACCUGAGGAAUCUCUUUCUCUACAGAGAACAUUUAAGGGAUGUUGUGACAUUUUUCAAAGAAAGCAAUGUCAGAUUGCGAUUGAAAUAAAGAGGAAUUGUAGGGAUCAUUUUUUUGUGCGGUAUCUAUAAGUUUGGUAGAGUAUUCUCGUAAAUUCACAGAAAUGUAUUUAAAGUUGAGAAGGGAGGACCCAAUGUAUUUUUGUAUUGAUUUAUUACAGACUAAAGCUGAACGCAAGUUACUGUUCCAAGAGUAUUGAAGUCUUUCUUAGAGCAGAUGAGAUUUAAAGAAAAAAAUAAUAAGAAAAAAAGGGGUGGGAGCAGAGAAACUGUAAUAGUAAGGAUUUUAAAGUUUCAAUCUUUUUAGCUUUUAUUCCUUGCAAGUGAUUUUAUUUCAGCAAUUCAUCCCCUAUCUCUUUGAUUGACUUGUUGUACACUUUGCACUGCUAGCAUGCUAGCGACACAAGUCUUUUCAGGAAUAGUGAAUUUAGAGUCAAAGAAAUAAGUGCAUGUUGGAAAGUCACUGUAAAGUGACUAUGCAUGUGGACCAUUAGGUAUAAUGCAAAAAGGGGUUUAAAGAAAUGAGACAGUAGGCAGCAUAUCAAGACAAAGGAUCUUAAUUUUGGCAAAAUUCUGAAUGUAUUUGUCUCAUUAAUUUAGUUUUGUUUAUUGCAGGCUUUCAUGCGUAGUCAUGCAUCCAAAGUGCAGGGAGCUCUUUGUGCCCUAUAAUGUAAUAUCUUAAGAUUCCUGACACUAGUGUUUUAGCAUCUUGUUCAUGACAUGUUGUCAGAAAUGUGUGGGCAGAUGUCAGCUUCUACUAUUUUUGCUCAGCGAGCAACUGCUUCAGUAUCUCUAUGUGUCAGUCCAAUGUUUUACAGUCGUUAGGCAUUAUGUUAGAGAGUCUUAUAGAUAUGUAACAAGUGACUUCUUCUUCAGUGUCUCCCAAAAUAUAACAAAAGUCUCCACAUAAGACAAAUAUCUGUUGGAAUAAGAUAAGAAUAAGUUUGGUAUGUAUAUAUGUUUGCCAUUUACUUAUUAACAUCUUGUCACAUUUUUUUGAUAGCUGACUUGGAUCUUUCUCCCCUCUUACAAUGCAAAGACAACAGUGGAGUUAUUGAGAGCAGAUGCUGUGUUGUCAGUGAAUGUCUAAGGUGUAAGUGGCAUGGUACUUUUCGCUACGGCAUACAACAUGGAAUUCCCUUUUAGCACAAAAAAAAAAUAUAUCUUUAUUUGUGCUUUCAAGGACUUGUAUACAUCUAAUAUACAUGGGUACAUGAUACCAAAGCAAAAGGCAUUUCAUAUUUUUAGAGGGUGCUCUUCAUUAAACUUUUUUUUUUUUUUUUUUUAAAUCUAAAUUUGUGUGCUGUGUUUUAAUUUUACUUGUUUGAAGAGAGGAGUAGUUAAAGAGUGACAUUCAGUACAAAAGACGGAUAGAUGGUGGUAAAGUGUAACAUAUGUAUAUGCUAAGCUCUGACUUGUCAGACUGUGUUUGGAGCAGGCUGCACAUCGGGCUGUUAUAAUGUACACCCUGUGUCCAUGGCAGAUGAGUUCUUAUGCAGCAUUUCAUUUGUGUGCUAAAUUAAGAAUUUACCCACUUCUUAGAAGGUAGUCCCAACAAAAGCUAAACCCAGUAUCUGGUGAGGCAGAGUCUUUGUUCUGCUUCAGCGUCCUUCCUUUAGCAUAUCAUCCAAGUGUAUAUUUAAGAAUCUUUGCCGGGAUUAAAAAUGAGUCAGCUGGAGCUACCAACUCAUUGACCUAUCAUUAGCUUAAUAAGGUGUCUAGCAACCGCUAAUAAAAUUGGCUAGCAAUUGGCAGAUGGAAUUUUAGCCUAAGUUUGUUGAUCUGUUAUUUAUAGUCAGUGGUACAGUGUAUCAUCAGCCAUACACCACAAACCGGUCUGAGGAGCUUUUAAUGCUAGCAAGCAGUCAUUGAACCACUGUGAUUCAGGUGCAAGCACAUGGCUGAAGCUCGGCAAGAUUGCUGUUGUGAAAUUGCAAGAAUGCAGUUGCAAAACUUAACAAAAAUUUCAAUAAUUGUGGAUUUCUUUAGAGGCCAAGUAAUAGAAGAUUUAAACAAAUAUUUUGUGUAAAGAAUCACCAUUCAAGGUUAAAAGGUGGCAGUCCCCUAAUACUUGUUCAAUGAAGAUUGCCUCUUUUCGUGUUUAGAGGCUUUGUUGGGCCAAUAAUAAAUUCUCAAUUCAAUAAUGAAGCCGUUGUUUGACUUACUGCCGGCCAUAUUAUUUAGUUCUUCUCCAGUUCAUAUUGAAAAAUCCCCUAUUUAAAUUUUGUUAACUUAGUUGUCUUGAGUUGGGUAGACCUACUGACAUGUGGCGUUCUCUCUGACGCAACUGUGAUUUGUUUUUUAUUCUUUUGCAUUACAGAGUAACGAAUGCUUAUUUCCAAAUUUGACUCUGAUGUUUGAAAAAAAUGGCACCAAUAGACACCAUCAAGGCAGACCUCAUAUAAAGGUCAGCUAGGGUAAAACCUGGCAAGUAUUUAACGAAGUUACAUUUUGUGAGGGGCAGAUUUAAUUUAUGGGUUUACUGAUCACAAGACAUUUUUUUUCCCCCUUUGCUUAAGAUAGCCUCACUGGAUUCUAACCUCUAAGGACAUUUGCCACCCAACAUUUCAAAUUCACACAGAAAAACCAAAACAGGAGUUCUGUGACUGUCACAUACAACUGUUCCAGUCUCCUACAUUACGUACAUUUAGUUACAGGCCAGAGUGAGAGAAAGGUUACAAAUCAACAUGGAAACAAGCACAUAUACAGACUCAGUAGUCCUCUAGGAUAACUGGAGAUAAAGUGGCUAAAAGGCGAGUGACAAGCCGCAAGUAUGAGCAGCGCCUCUUAAUAAAUCCAUUUCAACUUUAUUAUAUUCAUCUAGCCUAAAGUUUUAAAAAUAUUUCAUUACAUACUGCCAUCAUAGUGAGAUCACCAAGUGAAUAACUUUCAUACUGAGCUUUUGGAACCAGCUGUGGAGUCAAUGUGAGUGGCCCACAUAUAUCAUAUAUUAAUGGACUAACAACCUUAUUACAUAUAUUAAAUUAUAUUGCUGUUAUAUGAUGAGCGGAUAUUACAAUGUUGACUGUGAGAGAAGUUGCUUCAAUGUAAUCCUUACAUUAUCAGUGGAUAACAACCAAAAGAUUUAGAGGAACUGCACCAUCUCCCUAUAAGCCUGUCCAAGGAGGCUAAACUUUAAUUUGUAGUGAGACGGCAGGUUGAACAAAUCUGUUCUUGGUACUGAUUUUAAAUCUCUUUCAGGCUUGGGUGCACCUUUAGGGAUGUUCCGCUAAUUGUUUUUGUGUAAUGGUUGGCACUUGGUCUACACUGUUUACUAUAAACCCUCUGGUGGGUAGAGAUAAGAGAUACCCCAAUAAUCAACAUGGCUGGAAGGCCGGUAUUGUGGAGACGAACUCCAUUAAACCAGCAACUCGAGGCUUAAUGUCUGAUUAACCAGCUAAAUAGCCUCAAGACUGGAUGAGUAGAAUCCAAAUGGCCAUUUGUUAUCAAUUCUUUCAGCUUUUGUCAAAAAAGGCCAGUCAGUGGUCUUGAUAAACAACUGCCCACUAAGGACCUGCAUGCAAAUUGAUUUCCACGUCUUUCUCACUUUCAUCACGUCUGUGUUUGUCUGAGAUAAUCUUUGUCUAAGGAUAAUGUCAAGGGCGGAUGACUCUGAAUUAAAAGUUGAUCUCUCGCAAAGUGUAAGGUUUACUUCUUGUCUCAUAGAUUGAAAUUACACCAAUGCACUUCAAAAUGAUGUUAUUAGUUAAGCCGUAUAUUCAUUUAUCACUAAUCUAUCUUUACAUCUACACACUUAAAACAAAUCAGUGUCUGCAUUCAGUAUUUUGAGUUUUCAAUUAUUUCCGUUAUUAAAUAACGGCAACCACAUCAUGAUGAAGUCCAAGUUAAGAUAUGCCUUCUGACAAAGAAAAUACUGUCUCCAUUAAGAGACUUGCCUUCAAAGUUAAAGAAACAUUAAGAGGUAUGAAAACAAACAAACGUGUUUUGUCCGUCUCGUAUGUUUUAAGUUUGACCUGCUCUACUGUGAAGUAGAACCAGGUCUUCUUGGGUAGGCUUAGAGAGGGGAACAAGUCAUGUCUUCAGAAUGAUAGUAGCAAAGUUUCAGCAGAUGAUUAUGUUUAGCGCACCUGGAUUUAAAGUCGGCAGCGAUGGAUUUCAUAGCGACCCGGGAGAUCAGCAGUUUCUGAAAUACUCAGACCAGCCCGUCUGGCACCAACAACCAUACCACGUUCAAAGUCACUUAAAUCUCCUUUCUUCCUCAUUCUGAUGCUCAGUUUGAACUUCAGCAAGUUGUCUUGAU
Molecule: messenger RNA, 6176 nt
Organism: Mugil cephalus (flathead mullet)
Lineage: Eukaryota; Metazoa; Chordata; Actinopteri; Mugiliformes; Mugilidae
Product: vertebrate ancient opsin-like
Exons: 4
Coding region: 438-1655 (405 amino acids)
Biological process (GO): visual perception; G protein-coupled receptor signaling pathway
Cellular component (GO): membrane; photoreceptor outer segment
Molecular function (GO): G protein-coupled receptor activity
Source: RefSeq, a predicted model, not a curated record